Messenger RNA from Mauremys reevesii (Reeves's turtle), 5884 nucleotides. RefSeq names its product Rho guanine nucleotide exchange factor 10 (gene ARHGEF10). The transcript is spliced from 29 exons. NCBI's taxonomy places the organism in Eukaryota, Metazoa, Chordata, Testudines, Geoemydidae. Bases 637 to 4701 code for a protein of 1354 amino acids. Gene Ontology annotation, biological process: mitotic spindle assembly; actin cytoskeleton organization; positive regulation of stress fiber assembly. The record is from RefSeq and is a predicted model, not a curated record. Gene Ontology annotation, cellular component: centrosome. Gene Ontology annotation, molecular function: guanyl-nucleotide exchange factor activity; protein binding.
AUUAAAUAAUACAAGAUGGUAGAUGAAAGAUCUGCGAAAUUGUAAAGAUUAGAGGUGUCAUGGUCACUAAAGUCUUAGUGCAGAGGGACUGGAGGGAAAUUAAAAGACACAAAAGGGAAAUGGAAGUGUAUGAUUUAAGAGACUUGAAGAAGAAAAUAGUCGUAUAGUUCAGGAGUACUUUGUGCUGUUUCAGAUCCCCACAGUACCUACCACAUGCGGCUCUUGUCAGAGGCACAGACAGAAUACCUUUGGUUUUGAGGAACUGUAACCUACCAAGAAAUAUACAAUAUAAAAAUAUGAAAGUUAAGCAUGUAAAUGUUGUCACCUUACCACCUUUCCUUUUGAUGCCUGUGUCCCCAGCCUGUUAUAUAAAUAUGCAUUGGACCAAAGUGAGAGUGACUCUGUAGCCCAGUGGUUAGGGCUAUAUAUGGGAGACCCAGGUUCAAAUCUUGCUACUGCAAUGCAUAUUUAAUUAUUUAUACACAAUGGAACAUUUCCAACAGAGCAGAUGGAGAGAGACUGAUUCCCAGUGUAUAGGGCACUUUUCUCAGAGGAGGGAGACCAAGUUCAAAAUCUUUCUCCACCUCAGGGGUAUUCGUUCUGUUAAAGGAACAGAAAAUUAGUGGGCACAGCAGUAUGGAAGCAGAGGAUUUCCCUCCCCCGCCACCUGAAGUUCUAGAAAAUGAAUUAAAAGGCUGUGGUACCAAUGAUGAAGAGGAGGAAGAAGGGGAACAAUUUGAUUUCGAUAGUGGCGAUGAAAUACCAGAAGCAGACAGACAAGCACUUGUGCCACCUGCUUCAGACCCUGGGAUUAAUGUAGAACAUGAAGACACUAACUCCACAGGGGAUGACAACAUAGGUAGAACUGAGAAAAUACAAACAACAGAAUCCCAUGCAGAGGGCACUCCAACAAAAGUAAACCCGUAUUCAGUCAUAAAUAUUUCACCAGUCCAAGAAAAGGAUCAUUCCUCGUCACCAGAACCCAGUCCUCAAGAUGAAAAUGCAAGCCCUAACUUGUCUGGUGGAUAUUCUGUUCCGGUGCCCUGUGGCUAUGCUGUACCAUCCAAUUUGCCACUGAUGCUGCCGGCAUACUCCAGUCCUGUCAUAAUACGCAGUGUUUCUGUGGACGAAGAAGUGGGUAUGCAGUCAGUAACUGAAGAUGGCAAUAGUAAUUCCUUGAGCUCAGAGGAUCCUCCAAAUAGUGAAGAUAAUCAGGUCUGUAAAGAAGAUGAUGCUCUAGCCAAAUGGGUUGCAGAUCCUGCAAACACAUCAUGGAUGGAAAACCCAGAUGAAGUAAUUUAUGAUGAUGUGCCAAAAGAAGAUUCAGACACCGAACCAGAGGAAAUGAUUUAUGAUGAUGUUGAAAAUGGAGAUGAAGGUGGAAACAGCUCCCUAGAAUAUGGAUGGAGUUCAAGUGAGUUUGAAAGCUAUGAAGAACAAAGUGACUCAGAGUGCAAAGACGGAUUUCCCAGCUCCUUUUUGCGAGGCAACCACAAAAGACAUCUUUCUCAUGACCUAACCCGUUUAAAGGAGCACUAUGAGAAAAAGAUGAAAGAUUUGAUGGCAAACACUGUGGGAGCGGUAGAGAUUCAGCAACUAAAGCAAAAACAUGAGCUGAAGAUGCAAAAGCUCAUGAGGGCUGCUAGGGAAGGUACCAAAGAUGGCUACGAAAAGACUAAAGCGGCUGUGAAGAAAGGUCGGUCAUUCAUCAGAACCAAAUCCUUUAAUACCCAGGAUCAUAAAGCAUCCUGUUUGGAAGAAGAGGAACUAAAUUUAUUUAUUGAUGUUGACUGUAUGCAUACAGAAGCAAUUAUGACUCCUAUGCCUGAAGGAUUAUCACAGCAACAGGUUGUGAGAAGAUAUAUUCUGGGCUCUGUGGUUGACAGUGAGAAGAAUUAUGUGGAUGCUCUCAAAAGAAUUCUGGAGCAAUAUGAGAAGCCUCUCUCAGAAAUGGAACCAAAGCUACUGAGUGAAAGAAAACUCAAAAUAGUCUUUUAUCGUAUUAAGGAGAUUCUUCAGUGCCAUUCAAUGUUUCAGAUAGCACUGGCCAGCCGUGUGUCUGAAUGGGAUUCUGUUGAAAUGAUUGGAGAUGUCUUUGUUGCUUCAUUUUCUAAAUCCAUGGUUCUAGAUGCAUACAGUGAGUAUGUAAAUAACUUCAGUACAGCAGUGGGGAUUCUCAAGAAAACAUGUGCCACAAAGCCUGCCUUUCUAGAUUUUUUAAAGCAAUGCCAGGAGUCGAGCCCUGAUCGAAUUACACUCUAUGGUUUAAUAAUGAAACCCAUACAACGCUUUCCACAGUUCAUUCUUCUGCUUCAGGAUAUGUUGAAAAACACUACUAAAGGACAUCCUGACAGGCUGCCACUGCAGAUGGCUCUUACAGAGCUUGAAACAUUGGCAGAGAAAUUAAAUGAAAGGAAAAGAGAUGCAGAUCAGCGCUGUGAAAUAAAGCAAAUUGCAAAAGCCAUGAAUGAACGUUAUCUGAACAAGUUACUCAGCAGUGGAAACCGAUACCUAAUACGGACUGAUGAUAUGAUAGAAACAGUUUACAAUGAGAAAGGAGAAAUUGUCAAAACCAAAGAACGACGACUCUUCAUGCUGAACGAUGUAUUGAUGUGUGCAACAGUGAGUGCACGCUCUUCGUAUGAAAGCAGUGGCAUCAUGGCAACUGGCCUAAGGUAUUUAUUAAAAUGGAGUGUGCCACUUGGACAAGUGGAAGUAAUAGAAUAUGGCAGCAGUGAAGGCCAAGGAGAGAACUGCAGAUUCCCACCUCAGCACUCAGCCGAGAAUGUCAUCGUUAAUGUUAAGCCAAACAAACUUUAUAUGGGACCAGGACAACUGUACCAUGAUUUGCAGAAUCUUUUACAUGAUUUGAACAUAGUCAGUCAAAUUAGUCAACUGAUAGGCAGUCUUAAAGGAAACUAUCAGAACUUAAACCAGUCAGUGGCCCAUGACUGGACAUCAGGUUUACAAAAACUUAUAUUGAAAAAAGAAGAUGAAAUCAGAGCUGCAGAUCGCUGCAGAAUUCAGCUGCAGCUUCCAGGGAAGCAGGACAAGUCUGGGCGACCAACUUUCUUUACUGCAGUGUUCAAUACAUUUACUCCUGCUAUCAAACAGUCUUGGAUCACCAAUUUACAAAUGGCUAAGCUUGCUCUUGCAGAGGAGAACCUCCUGGGGUGGUUCUGUGUAGAAGACGAUGGGAAUCAGAUCAAAAAAGAGAAGCAUCCUCUCCUUGUUAGACACAUGCCAGUAAUGGUGGCCAAACAACAGGAAUUUAAGAUUGAAUGUGCUACUUAUAAUCCUGACCCUUACCUCUGUAGCGAAACUGAGUCAGAUUCCUGUUCCAUGGAGCAUGGUUUUCUGUGGAUUGGCAGUUGCACUAAUCAAAUGGGCCAAAUUGCAAUUGUUUCAUUUCAAAACUCCAGCCCCAAGGUUAUCGAGUGCUUCAAUGUGGAAUCUCGCAUUCUCUGCAUGGUCUACAUUCCAGAGGAAGAGAAACAUAAAGAGUUAAAUGUGGCUCCAGAGUCUGAAAAUAUGGCUACAAAAACCUUAAAAGUGCCUACUGUCUGCCUGGGCAUGGAGGAAGGAAGCAUUUCUAUUUACAAGAGUCAUCAAGGCUCAAAGAAAGUCCGACUUCAGCACUUCUUCACCCCAGAAAAAUCAACUGUCAUGAGCCUAACAUAUCUGUCGCAGUACUUGUUUGCUGGUCUGGUUAAUGGGAACAUUGCAAUCUACACAAAAGCAGAAGAUGGAGCCUGGAAUUCAGAACCCCAAAAAGUAGUGAAAUUAGGGGUUCUGCCAGUUAGAAGUCUACUCAUGAUGGAAGAUACCAUUUGGGCUGCGUCUGGUGGACAAAUUUUUAUAAUCAGUACUGAGACACAUACAGUAGAGCGCCAUUUUGAAGCUCAUCAAGAAGAAGGGAUGGUGAUCUCACACAUGGCUGUUGCAGGAGUGGGAAUCUGGAUUGCCUUCACAUCUGGAUCUACACUCCGCCUGUUCCACACUGAGACACUGAAACACCUCCAGGACAUUAACAUUGCCACUCCUGUUCACAAUAUCUUGUCAGGACAACAACGUGUUUCUGUGACCAGUCUGCUGGUGUGCCAUGGGUUAUUGUUAGUUGGAACAAAUCUGGGUAUUAUAGUAGCACUACCAGUGCCUCGUUUGCAAGGAAUUCCAAAAGUAACGGGAAGAGGAAUGGUAUCCUAUCAUGCACAUAAUGGCCCAGUCAAAUUCCUUGUAAUGGUUACAGCUGUAAACAAGAAAAACAAAAGCAAAUCAAGAAACAGUCUGCCUCCUAACUCCGAAUCUAAAGAAGAUGACCAAAAAAAUGUCCUGCACAAUGACAGACCAAGCUCUUCCCUAAGUAACACUCAUGACACUGCAGUGUGGCUAGGUGGUUCAGUAGGAUCCAUUGCACAAAGAAGUGACAUGUCUUCAUCUUCUGGGUCCCUAACAUUGUCUCAUGGGUCAAAUUCCCUAGAACGUAGGCCGGAGGACAGCACCAUUUAUGAGCUCUUGAAGGAUCAAAACAUCUCACUUAAAAAUAAAAGACAGCGAUCCAGGAAAAUGAAAGCAAGUUCAGUAUUAGUCAUCUCUGGAGGACAAGGACACAGAAGGGUGAACAAGAAGUCCAAGCAGCAGCGACAGGAUGAACUAGUAUCUUCUGUGAUGGUUUGGCAGAUUCCACUAUUAAACAUCUAAGUGACUAAAACCAUGUUAAAUGGUGACUUUUUACAAAGUCAUUUGAUUUCAUUUCUAAACUCUACAUGUGUUAUGAUGCUUUCGUCUUUUAAAGGGAUUUCUGAUGUAAUCUUACUACAGUGAAUACCAAGGACCAAACCCUGCAGCCAUUACUCAUGUGAGCAGUCCUGUUGAAGUCAAUUGGAUUGAUCACCUGGGUAAGGGCUGCAAGAUAGAUUCCUAACCUAGUUAGAACAUCCUCCCUUAUUACGGUAUUGAAAAUAUUUAGCUGCUGCUGAGGGCUCUGCUACUUAAAAUAUUGGGGAUAUAUCAGACCCUUUUAAAUGGUUUUAGAAUCUCCACUUUAUUUAUAUUCAAGUUUAUAUCUGUCAUUAUUAUGAUUCAUAGCACUUAGGAGAGGCAGGGAAGAUAUACCAUUUCACAUGCUGUUUGUUGCUUUCUUAAGUCAGCACUUUUUUCAAAAGUGAUUCUUGCAUGUACUGUACAUUUUAACAAAGUAGCAAAUAUUUUGAGCAAUAAAUAUACUAAUAAAGGGUAACAGAUUAAUUCAGUAAUCACUAUAUAAUAUAAUUCCACAAGAAAGUGUCUGGGUUCGACCAAAAAAAUUAACAGUCAGAUAGGCUCAUUGUUUUGUAUCUUUCAAAGCAAAAAUACAUUGUUAUUUUCUAAUGCUCCAUAUUAUUAAAAAACAAUGCUGGAGGGGAAAAAGUGUGUUAACACCAUUGGAAGAUGUGAUAUCUAUCUAUGUGGAGGCCCUUGCACAUGAUGAUUUGGGACAAAUAGAAAAUACAAUACAGGUUGAAGAUACAAAAUAGAUGUGCAUUCUGACUAACUUCUUGGUGCCAGUGCUGGCAGUGCAUUCUGUUUCUGGCAGUGGAGUGUACUUCUAGCAUCAAGGGUAUGUAGAAAAUCUGUGUGCCGUUUUUAACAAUACAUAAUUUUUCAUUCUGUGAUGGCAGUGAAGCAAUUAAAACAUGAAGAGGUACAUGGUUACACAGUGAGUAAAUGCAGGGAAUUAAUACUAAGUAUAAGACCAUCUGAAUAUAUCAAUAUCUACAGGAAGCGCACAUAGUAAUGCAUGCAUUCAUCUAGAAUAUAAGGAGGUUAUCUCCUAAAAUGUUAAAAUAGUUAGUUGUGUAGUUGUAGUAGCGGAUCCUGCAAAUCUUCCAUGCAUGGAAUUCCA